Eutrema salsugineum is the source of this 1661-nucleotide messenger RNA. RefSeq names its product fe(3+)-Zn(2+) purple acid phosphatase 12. Gene Ontology annotation, molecular function: metal ion binding; acid phosphatase activity. Lineage: Eukaryota; Viridiplantae; Streptophyta; Magnoliopsida; Brassicales; Brassicaceae. The transcript has 8 exons. The record is from RefSeq and is a predicted model, not a curated record. The coding region runs from base 117 to 1523 and encodes 468 amino acids.
UUCGAUAAUUAAAAAGCAAUAUAUAUGUCACUGUCAGUUCCAGACAAGCUAUUUCGUUACCAGAAGGGAAAAUCUAUAGGACGUUCUUCAUUCUCGGAUUCAGAAAACGGCUGAAGAUGAGUUCAAGAUCUGGACUCACAAUAAUGCGUGUUUGCUUCAUAAUCUUCUUGCUUGGUGUUCUUGUUGAGUUAUGUGAUGGAGGAAUUACCAGUGGGUAUGUUAGAGGAAGUAAUUUACCCGAUGACAUGCCAUUAGACAGCGAUGUCUUUACAAUUCCUCCGGGGCCAAAUACUCCCCAACAGGUUCAUGUAACGCAAGGGAACCAUGAAGGUAAUGGAGUGAUCAUUUCAUGGGUGACUCCAGUUAGGCCCGGUUCUAACACUGUUCGCUAUUGGUAUGAGAAUGCACAAUCGAAGAAGCAAGCAGACGCAACCAUUAACACCUACCGUUUCUUCAAUUACACAUCCGGUUACAUCCACCACUGCAACAUUGAUAAUUUGGAAUUUGAUAUGAAAUACUACUAUGAAAUUGGGAGUGGGAAGUGGUGUAGGCGGUUCUGGUUCUUUACUCCACCUAAACCAGGCCUUGACGUACCGUACACUUUUGGGAUUAUUGGGGAUUUAGGACAGACUUAUGACUCAAAUAAAACUUUAAGCCAUUAUGAGAUGAAUCCGGGAAAAGGACAGGCGGUUUUGUUCGUCGGGGACUUGUCUUAUGCAGAUCGCUACCCUUUCCACGAUAACACCAGAUGGGAUACUUGGGGAAGGUUCGUUGAGAGAAAUGCUGCUUACCAACCUUGGAUAUGGACUGCAGGGAACCACGAAAUCGACUAUGUUCCGGAAAUUGGUGAAACAGAACCAUUCAAGCCUUAUAUAAAUCGGUAUCAUACACCAUAUAAGGCAUCGGGAAGCAUCUCUCCGUUGUGGUAUUCCAUCAAGAGGGCUUCAGCUUAUAUUAUUGUUAUGUCUUGUUACUCAUCUUAUGGGAUAUACACUCCUCAAUACAAAUGGUUGGAAAAGGAGUUCCAAAAAGUAAAUCGAACAGAGACGCCGUGGCUUAUAGUCUUAGUUCAUUCCCCGUUUUACCAUAGUUAUGUGCAUCAUUACAUGGAAGGUGAAACAUUGAGAGUCAUAUACGAGCAGUGGUUUGUCAAAUUCAAGGUUGAUGUGGUGUUUGCAGGUCAUGUUCAUGCCUAUGAGAGAUCGAAACGUGUUUCUAACAUUGCUUACAACAUUGUCAAUGGAUUGUGUGAGCCAAUAUCGGAAGAGUCAGCUCCAGUGUACAUGACCAUCGGGGAUGGAGGAAACUCAGAAGGCUUGCUUACUGACAUGAUGCAGCCACAGCCAAGCUACUCUGCCUUUCGGGAAGCUAGCUUUGGGCACGGGUUGCUGGAGAUCAAAAACAGAACUCAUGCCCACUUCAGCUGGAAUCGGAACCAAGAUGGGUAUUCUGUGGAAGCCGAUUCUGUGUGGUUGCUUAAUCGAUUUUGGCAGGCUCCAAAGAAGAACCUACUUAUUGCAUAAUAAGCAGAAAUUAAUCUAUGAUAAAUGAUGUAGCCAAAGGUAAAUGUUAUUAAGGACAGUGACAUUUCAUUUAAAAGGUAGUCUGUGAACAAGUUUUUCAAACAAAUUACUCAGAAAGUAUGAAGUUUAUUUUUGCAA